Tripterygium wilfordii is the source of this 1694-nucleotide messenger RNA. RefSeq lists its product as uncharacterized. The record is from RefSeq and is a predicted model, not a curated record. NCBI's taxonomy places the organism in Eukaryota, Viridiplantae, Streptophyta, Magnoliopsida, Celastrales, Celastraceae. The transcript is spliced from 9 exons. The coding region runs from base 862 to 1218 and encodes 118 amino acids.
UUUUUGAUCUGACCGUAAAAACAAAUGCAUGCACUUCUUCUGUUGAAUCUGCUUCUGCAAAAAUCUCCUACUCUGUCCUGUGCCUCAUCUUCCUUUCUCCCCUGCUUUCUCUGUCCCCGAAUCUCUCUCGGGCCAUUGGGUUUUCCCUCUCUGCUUCACACAGCGUGAGCUUCGUUUUGUUACGGUCGACGUCGGGAGCUUCGAUUUACUACGGGCUGAGUGUUCCUUUUGCUACAAAAUGGAGGGUUGGAUUUGCUCUGGGUGUUUGGCGUGGUUCAUAGCUUUGGUACGAUCAGGCAGCUGAGCAGUCUUCGUUCUGUUUCUUUCUUCGGUUGUUCUCCAGUUCUUUCUUCGGCUUGCCGUAGGUGGUUGGGGUGUUUAUCGGUAAGUUGGUGGGUUUAGGAGCUUUGGUGAUGUCUUUGCUUCGAUUUUCUUGCAUGUAGGCCUUGCUUUUUUGUAGGUUCAUCUAUUUGCAGACGAUCUUGAGUGAAGAAAGCGAGAAUGGAACAACAGAUUUACUUCGACUGCCUCGGGCGUCGAAUCAGAGCCGAUUUCUCUGAUGAGCUCAUCUCUUCCCAUUCCAUCUCCGAUUCCGCCCUCCCCUUCUCCUCCAUCGCCGUCGUUCACGUGUACAAAUACAGCAAGACGGGUAAAACAUUGAUCAAUACUACUGUUGUUUAGGGGAUUCCCUGUUUGGGUUAAAUAUGUUCCCGGCAUUGCCUUCAGAACCGACAAUAGGCCCUUCAAGGUCAAUGUUAUUAACAGAACGCACCACAUAUACCAUAAACUUCUUAUAUGCAAGUUAGAAGUUCUUGGUGAGUCUCUCUACCAAUAUUAGCUCCAGAUGGUGAGGAAGGGAAGAUGGUCAUGCAAAAUUUCAGAAAAAAGUUCUGUGGUGGGGGGUCAUUGGGGGAGGAGCUGGAGAGAACUGCGAAGGGCGGUGAUGUAAUUGUUGACUUAAAUUCGACAUUUGAAGAUUUAUACAUGGAAGGUACGAUGAAGGCACUUCUGCGUUGCAUCUAUCUCAACUGUUCCCCUCGCAUUGAAGCUUCUGACAAGGCACAUGGAACUAUGCGUGCUGUGAUCGCCUUCUUUACACUUUAUUCAACCUGCUAUUUUUGCAAGCCGAAAAAUGUGGCGGAGAAUAGGAUGCAUGAGAAAACAAAGGAAGCAGAUUUACUAAAGGAGUUUAUGGUACUAGAGGUGAACCGAUGUUAGAUGCUGGGGACGGAGGUGGGUUAGUCAAGGACCGAUAGAGAAUCAUAGGUUGGAUUUGGAAGAAAUUGAUUAUAUACUGCUCACAAUAUGAUUAAUUUAGCGUUCAAGUUUGAUAUUAUAGUAUGGUAAUUUAUCAAUGGGCGACUUAAAACAGCUUAGUACAAAAAGAAGUUGUUAGUUUCAGGAUAUUUGGGUUUAGGGAUUCUAUUUUCUGGUUUUCUCUUUGGAUCUCUGUUCUUCUAUGAAGUCAUCAUUAUCAACGAAGGGUCAACAAAAUCAAAUCUAGAUUGUUUGCUCCAUUGCAAAACCCAUGUCAUCAACUGUUUUCUGAGUCAUUUUUACUGCCUCAUUUUCGUAGGAAAUACAUAGUAAGAGCUGUUUCGAACUUUCGAUUUCUAUUGUUUGGAUUUUUCUAUCUUCUUUGUGCAUAAAUUUGGUUUACCAUUCGUUUUGUUGAUUUGACAAAUGGUUUUGGA